This is a messenger RNA of Botrytis byssoidea, 2223 nucleotides long. RefSeq lists its product as uncharacterized. The coding region runs from base 1 to 2223 and encodes 740 amino acids. The transcript has 6 exons. NCBI's taxonomy places the organism in Eukaryota, Fungi, Ascomycota, Leotiomycetes, Helotiales, Sclerotiniaceae. The record is from RefSeq and is a predicted model, not a curated record.
AUGGCAGUAGAAAGUCCAUUGCUUGCCUCACCUGUCAACGUCAUGUCAGCCAUCUCUCCCUAUACAGACUUUUCUCUUUCACCAUGUUCUCCUUCAAUUCAAAGAUCUCCAUAUUACCAAUCGCUGCCCGCGCGAAAUUACUCAGGUUCCAAUCUCCAACCAACUCCCUUCGAGGACGGCCUCUCUCCUGCCAGCGCGCACCUACUCAGUCCAAUGAGUGAUAUGGUGGGGCCUUCGCCAGUGACCUCGAAUGGCACUACAACCACAGAUAUUGAGGAUGAUGAAGUGGCAGAUGAAACCAUGAAUCAUGAGGAUAUACCCAGAGCCGAUUCGCAACUUACUUUGAAAAGGCUCAGCACAAAUCUACCAGAAGAAUUUCGUGCUUCCAUCGAAGAUGAGUCUGUCUCGGUCAUCCACGCCCCCGAGGGCUACGCAAAAUUUCCGUUCAGUGAUGCGACUCCAGUACAAUCGGCGAAAGCAAUCUUGGAUCGUUCAACACCAACUCCAUACCAGCAGUCCAGAAGUUCAAGAAGUAGUCCAAGAAGUAGCCCUCGCACCAGUCCUAAGUGUAAUCAAAGGACAAGCCCGAAGACCAGUCCAAAAACGAGUCCAAGUGGGAGUCCCAAUAAUAGUCCAGGAAUGAGUCAAGAAAUCCUCCAGGUUGCUGAUCAUGCGGAUAAGUCUAUCGAGUCAGGUCCAGUUUCACCUCCGCCCAUUUCUACAGACAUAAAGCCGAUGAGAUUCGGUUUGGAGAAUCAAACUCCUCGAGCGCAAACUCGUCAAGAAGUUGAGUCGUUUUCGGAAGAGAGACGACCAUCUCGGCCGAGUAGUCUUGAAGGGAUUCCCGAGGAACUUCCCAAGGACUUUUCGGAAGACGAUUUCGAUGCUCGUACAGUUCAUAAUGCGGACGAGGAAGUAUCAGCCUUGAAGACGGCGCUUAAUGAAUGUUGGACACUCUGCAAUACGUUGGCUAGUCUUAGCUCUAUUCACCGUGAAAGGAUAUUUAGCUUUUCUGGAUCCGGGGAUGCUCACGAAAAAGCUUGGAAAUGUUGUUGGAAGCUCUGCAAGAAACUAUAUGAUAGCCGCGACGAAGAUCACGAGUUUCAUGUUAGGCCAACGCUCGAUCUUUGUAGGGAUUUUUGCCAAUCUCUAUUUGAUGUGCGGCAAAAGAAAGACGAGGUAGCCGACUCAGUAUUGAGGGUUAGUUUCGAAUUGAACAACCACUUAUAUAAUACACACGAUCGCAAUUUACCAGAAGCUUUUCGAGAAAGAACUCUGGACUUUUACAUAACGCUAUGCCAUCGACUCAUGAAACAAAGAAGUGAACUUGCUGAAGAGACAGAUGCUCUUCUCCGAGCUUGUUGGAGUCUGGCUGAAAUGCUUUUCAGUCUUCGACAAAACAGAAGAGAAGGAAAAAUGGCAGAUGAAGAGCUUCUUGGGUCUGCUGUUCAGGCUUGUUGGGAAUUAUGUGAUCUUUUCCGAGAAGGUUGGACACAAGUUCGUCCUGAGAGGGGUACACCUCGCCCAUCUCAAACGACUUUCAGAACAUCAUCCGAUCAAAUGUCUCGCUCUUCACAUACCAAGUCUAGUAGUUUAGCUUCACUAUCAGAAAGUCCUGAAGAUCAUACACCUACAAGAUAUGUUAUCCUACCCGAAACCCCAACAACCGAUUUUGAAGAUACUCCCAUCACGCCGGAAGAGAAUUCGCCAAAUAUUCCAAAUAUCAUGGUUCUAGGUUCAGAAAGACCACCGCGAUGGUCAUCUGCCGCAUCUUCACUUUCAGGAUAUUCUCAAGAAAGUGGUGCUAGCACGGUAACCAACGGAAAUCAGCCGGAGGAUCUAAAUUUGACACGACUCAAGAUGCUUAUCUUGAAAGCUUCAAUGAAUGUGGGAUAUUCAAGAACUGCUAUUACAUCCAAAGGUUCACCCUUGACGCUUCAAAAUUUUGUCAAGGCACUGCCGACUGGUUCCUUUGGUCCAUCGCCAGCGCAAACGAAUCUACUCUCAUCAUAUCGAAACCUAGUACUGAGCGACCCUACCUUCAGGAAUCCAAGCUCAUUACCUCCGCCAGGAAAGAAAGUCUCCGCUACUGAUCUCGCUAAGAGCGUUACUUGGAUGAUGAGGACUGGGCAAUACACAUUUUUGAAAGAUUUAUUCAGGAUGGUGUUUGGCUUCCGUGUUGAUGAAGUUGAUCCACGAAAGAGCGUCAGCAUUUCGGUAUGA